UUCAGUUUGUUGGGGACGACUUGUGUCCAGAAGUCGAUUUGGAAACACAAAUGAAUCGUUUAUUGUUAGUGUAUUUUGUUGUGUUGUGUGCUGGGUGCAGUUAUGGGAUGACUCGAGCACAAGUUAAAAAGACUAUGGGUAUCAUAAAAAAUCAAUGUAUGCCGAAAAACUCAGUAACAGAAGAACAAGUUGGGAGAAUAGAACAAGGAGUGUUCAUUGAAGACCGUAAUGUCAUGUGUUAUGUCGCUUGCAUAUACAAAAGUCUACAAGUGGUGAAAAAUGACAAACUCGAUAUGGCGCUCAUAACAAAGCAAAUUGACAUUCUGUAUCCUCCAGAACUCAAAGAGCCAGUCAAAAAGUCUGUUGCAGCAUGCUUCCAUAGCCAGGACAACUACAGUGACUUUUGUGAAGGAGUAUUUUACGCAUCGAAAUGUUUGUAUGAAAAGGACCCAGCCAGUUUCAUCUUUCCUUAAUGUUUUAUUCUACGGAACAUUAAGUACAUUAAUGUUUUUCGAAUUAAUAAAUGGAUAAAUAAUUUCAUUUUGUAAUUUUCAUAGUUUAUUGAUCGAGUAUAAAUACGAGUAUACUCUGGUACGUAGAAUAUUUUCAAUUCAUUCUGUUAGUUAUAAAUAGAGCUAUUUGU
Molecule: messenger RNA, 643 nt
Organism: Spodoptera litura
Lineage: Eukaryota; Metazoa; Arthropoda; Insecta; Lepidoptera; Noctuidae
Product: general odorant-binding protein 72
Biological process (GO): olfactory behavior; sensory perception of smell
Cellular component (GO): extracellular region
Molecular function (GO): odorant binding; dibutyl phthalate binding
Source: RefSeq, a predicted model, not a curated record